GCGGAAUGGUUCAAUCUAUCGACGACGUUGCCACUGCCUUAUUGACUGCACGCAAUAGAACAGGUUCAUUCACUUGUUACAAGUGUUGUGUCAUUUUAAGUAAAAUACAAGACACGUUCAAAUGGCAUCGGUACAUAAUUCUGGUGCACACAGACAUUGAAAUAAUAAACAGACAGCCGCGUGCGGGACCGACUGGCACGCUGUAGUGGGCAGCAGUAGGCUAUUUGCUUCACCAAGGAGCCUAUGGUUGAGGCGUUGGCAAGACAUCUGAAUGCUCUCUUUGGAGUGGGUGCACUGGUGCGGUGUGUGUCUUUGCUGACCCUGAAGAGACACUGAGACCCAAUUUACCUUACCCUACCUUCCCUACCCCCUCCCAACCUUACCCGCCAUACCCAUCCUUUUCCCCAAGCCCUCAGCUCCCUCCCUCCCUCCCUCCCUCCCUCCCUUGUCUCUCUCUCGGCCCGUUCCCGUGAGGCAGUGCCAGUGGACGGGGCCCCUGAUGAUCCUGUCUGCUGGCUGCAGUGACAGCCCAGCCACCCGCCCAGACUGGGGACAGCGAGCCGCGUCACAGACACCGCCACCGCCACCACUGCCGCCGCCGCCGCCAGCACUACCAGCAGCGUGCCCCAGCACCAGCACCAGCACGAGCCGCUCGGAGUCCCGGGAGACUGGCAGCACGGCCGACCUCUGACCUCUCCUCGGCGUGUGCGAUGCCCUCGCCCCCCGACAAUGGAGAGGGUGAAGGAACAUCCCCCGUGAACGUGCCGGCGGCGGCGGCGCUGGGCUACCAGAGCACGGAGACCAAGAGGAAGGUGGUACGCACCAAGAAGAAGAAGGGCACCAUCACGGCCAACGUGGCAGGAACCAAAUAUGAAAUAGUGCGUGUGGUAAUUAGGGAGAUGGCUUUCCUGAAGACCCGGGACGAGGACGAAACCGCAAACCUCAUCUGGAAUGACUCGGCGGUCCAACACGAAAAAAUUGCUGAGCUCAGGAACUACCAGAGAAUCAACCAUUUCCCGGGUAUGGGGGAAAUCUGCCGGAAAGACUGCUUGGCAAGAAACAUGUCCAAAAUGAUUAAAUUCCAGCCUCAGGAGUACAGCUUCGUCCCCAAGACCUGGAUCUUCCCGGCCGAGUACACCCAGUUCCAGACCUACGUCAAGGAGCUGCGGAGGAAGCGCAAGAAUAAGACCUUCAUCGUCAAGCCAGCCAACGGCGCCAUGGGUCACGGGAUCUCCUUGAUCCGCAACUGCGAGAAGCUUCCGAGCCAGGACCACUUCAUCGUGCAGGAGUACCUGGAGAAACCCUUCCUGAUGGAGGGCUUCAAGUUCGACCUGCGCAUCUACAUCCUGGUCACCUCCUGCGACCCGCUCAGGAUCUUCCUCUACAACGACGGCCUGGUGCGCAUGGGCACCGAGAAGUACCACUCGCCCAACGAGGGCAACCUGAGCCAACUGUACAUGCACCUGACAAAUUACUCUGUCAACAAACACAAUGAAAACUUUGAGAGGGAUGAAACCAUAGACAAGGGAAGCAAAAGAUCUGUCGCCUGGUUUUCUGAGUAUCUCCGGUCCAACGACUAUGACGUCGCCAAGUUCUGGAACGAUGUAUCCGAGCUGGUGGUGAAGACGUUAAUUGUGGCUGAGCCCCACGUGCUGCACGCCUACCGCAUGUGCCGCCCCGGCCAGCCACCAGGGAGCGACAGCGUCUGUUUCGAGGUGCUGGGAUUCGACAUCAUCCUCGAUCGCAAGCUCAAGCCCUGGCUCCUGGAGAUCAACCGCGCUCCAAGCUUCAGUACUGAUCAGCGGAUUGAUUAUGAUGUAAAGAGGGGUGCGCUUCUCAAUGCCCUGAAACUACUCAACAUCAGGGCGAGUGAUAAGAGGCGUAACCUGGCCCAGCAGAAGGCGGAGGCCCAGCGGAGGCUGUACGGCCACGGCUCCAUGAAGCGCCUGUCGGCCGGCUCGUCCGAGCGCGAGAGACAGCGGCACACCCUCGAGCGGCGCCGAGAGGAACUGAAAGAGAGGCUGGCGCAGGUUCGUAAGCAGGUCUCCAGGGAGGAGUAUGAGAAGAGGCACCUGGGGAACUACAGACGUAUUUACCCCCCAGAUGACAAGCUGCUCUUGGAGAAGUAUGAAAGCCUGCUCUCAGCUGCCUUUCAGAUAUUUCUCGCCGGGCGGGCGGCCUCACUUCAAAAGGAAAUGAAUAAUCCGCUGAAACGAAUGAAGGAGGAGGACAUUUUGGAUCUGCUGGAACAGUGUGAGCUGGAUGACGAGAAGCUAAUGGGCAAGACUUCGCGUCAAAGAGCGUCGAAGGCCCUGUGCUCCAUGCCAGAGAGCAGCCAAACGCCGCGUCAGCAGCGGGCUCACAGCACCAGCAGCAGCGGCUCCAGCGACGCGGCCCACACCAGCUCCUCCGGUGAGGAAGACGAGGAGGAGGAGGACGCCGUCGAUGCAGACGCAGAGGCCGACUUCUCCAAGGAGGACCCCCUGCAUCACCAUCACCACCACCACCACCACCACCAGGCCAAGAAGGUCUCCUACGACUUGGGGCACACCAGGCAUAAGUCCUCCGAGCGUUCCAGUCGAGUGCAGGGCAAGCCUCCUCUCAAGACGGUGCGUCUUCGCUACGCGGCCUCUCCCACCCUGACCGGCCCCAUCCGGCGCUCCGUCUCCUGCCCGCGCUCCAUCUCCUCCCUGACCGCCCAGUCGCCCACCAACGACCAGCGGGGCAUCUCCAGCAAGACCCCUCCCCCCUCAGCAUCCGCAUCCUCAGCAUCAGCAUCAGCAUCAGCAUCAGCAUCAGCAUCAGCAUCAGCAUCAGCAUCUUCCACGGCGUGGUCCUCGGCAAGCCAGCGGCCCAGCACGGCCUCGCGCUCCCACUCCCUCAGCCGCAGCGGCUCCCAGCCCCCCCGCGUCCCCCACAGCAGCAGCCUGGGCACCAUCCACGCCAGCAUGGUCUGCUCCGGUGAGUCUCUGCUGAACAUGAAGAGUAAGGAGCAGGAGGCGGAGCUGACGCGGCAGACGCUGGCGGCCCUGAACGAGAUGCGCAUCCGCUUCCCCGGCAAGACAGAGGAGGACGCCGAGCUGCUGCUGGAGGAGAUCCUAGACAACUGGAAGUAUCAUAAACCAAAGGUGGCCUCUUACUGGUUGGUGAAAUUGGACUCCACCAAACAAAGAAAGGUUCUGGACAUUGUUCGCACCAACGUGCGCUCGGUGCUGCAGCGGGUCUGGCGGGAGCCCGACGUGGAGAGUUUACACUUAUACCGCCUUUUCAGCCGCGUCUUCACACGCCUGCUCUGGAGCCACGGCCAGGGCCUCUGGAACUGCUUCUCCAGCUCCGGCAUGUUCAGCUCGUCGUGGGAGUGCAUCUUCAACCGUGGCAGCGAGGUGGUGACGACUCAGGAGCUGCACUGCUGCAGGCGGGUGGUGCAGCUGUGUCGCGACUGCCUGCUGGUGGUCUACAAGUUUGUCCAGGACUCCCGCGGCACCAUCCCCGGCCUCAGCUCCGAGUGGGAGGACACCAGGUAUCUGGUGCCAGUCACGUCCCAGUUCAUAAUCAAGUGGCCUUCCUCCAGCCUUGGCCGCGUCUCCUCGGCCAUGCCUCGCUCCCGCAGUCUCUUCACCACCAGGAUGGGCCACUUCUGACCUCCUGCCUGACCCCAGCUGACCCCACCCCACCCCACCCUACCCGCCCGCUGGCUGGCUCCAACAGCUCCCCUCUCUGCUGCAUCCUGGACCCCAGGAGCGAGUCUCCACAACGCUCCACAACUCCUCUGUGCCCCCCCAUUGUCAUCCCUCCUCCCCCUGCCCAGGUCACUUAGUGUUGCCUAGACCGCUCCCCUACACUCCUCUCUGCUCCUGCCCAUCUACCUCCUAGCUACUCCUCUCCUGUCCUGCACUCUCUUGUCCCUGCACUGUUCAAUCCUGCCCCCCUCUGUUCCUGAAUGUCUCCCCUCCCAUGUCCUGCCCAAGGCAGCUCAGCUCAGUUCAGAUCAGCUCCGCUCCCCCAGUGCGGGCCAGGAGCCUGUGCCACAGGAGCAUAUGGGAGAGAUUUGCCUAGCCAUCGGGAUACCGCACCGGUUCGUUUGAGACUAUUAGCUCCCCGUGCCAGCCCUCGAGUGACCAUGCUCGGUACCAGCUGGGUAGCAUCUCCCUCCAUGCCCAUCUCUCCUCUCCUCCUCUCCUCCUCUCCUCCUCUCCUCCUCUACUCUGUCCAGCUUGUACAGUUCCAAGUCAUGAUACUGUAAAGAAGCAACACAAUGUGAAAAAACAACAAUGCAUUAAUUUAUUCUGAGGUUUAAGACAUCUUGAAAAACAAAAGACAUACGUUUAUGAAUGCUUUAGUGAUGUGUAGAUGGAAUGGUGUGAUAAAGUAAUUCCUUAGAGGAAUAAGCUGUAGAAGAGAUUGAAUUUUAUUUAUAUUAGUGUAUGGAAACAUUUUCAGCGUUUUUAAUUUAUUGAUUGUUUGUUUGUUUUUUAAGAGUAUGUCCAUAAGAUUUUUUUAUGUUAACGUUAUCGUCAUGUUAGAUUGCACUAUUUGCCAAGAGCAUUUAAGACCUAUCCAUUGACCUCUAAUUUAAAUCCAUAAUAUAUUGUGUUACGAGGGGGAACAGGGAGUAGUUUAGCAAAUGGGGCGAGGUUUCCCCUCCAUAUCGGAAAUGCAUUUGUCAUGAAAAACAAAACAAAAACAACAAAAAAACGACGUAAAAAAAGGGAAGAAAAGAGCAAAGCUGUCAGUUUGAUAGAAGACACGUUUGAAAGAAGAAUGCUUUGCAGCCAUCCAGUGAGGAACCAAAAUGAACUCUGUGGAUGAGGAUACUGCUUUGAAUAUGCACCCCAUUCCCUCCCACCAUCUCUCUCUCUCUCUCUCUCUCUCUCUCUCUCUCUCUCUCUCUCUCUCUGUCUCUCUCUCUCUCUCUGUCUCUCUCCCGUCCCUCCCUCUGGCUGUCUCCAAAGCCUCUCUGCAGCUGAUUGCAUCACUGCUGCCUGCAUGACCAGUCUCAGCCCCUUUCCCCUGCACCCAGUGUCAACAGACUGAAAAGGAUCUGCUUACUUGAAUUUUGUGUGAUUUGUUUUUUUUCCUUUCCACGGCAGAGUGUCUGCUUACUUGAACUUUGUUUUGUUCACAAAAGCAUUUGCUAUGGUUUUAGUUUUUUUGUUUGUUGUUGGGUUGGUUUGACAAGGCAUUGUUAUUACUGGUGUUGCUCUUAAGUAUUUAUGGUACAGUAUUUUUUGGAAUAUGGCGAUAUGCCUUUUCUGCAGGUAGAAUGUCAUAUUUACAUAUGGCACUGAACUGACGUAUAGGAUAUUAACGUCUGCAAUUUUUUUGCAGUGAAUUUGACAGUGUUUACUAUUUAAUUUAACCUUGAGUUGAGUUUCUAAGGAACAGAAAUGGUCAUCAUUGUGCCAAUCAAAAAAAAACCUUCAUCCAAUCAGUUAAGUUGGUGUAUUAGUUUGCGUAUUUUUAAGAAAAAGGUUAAACAGCCGGCUACAGCAGUGAGUUCUACCGCGUGUGGUGUGGUGUGCGUGUCCCCAGUGUGGCCGACCUCAUCUUUUUACGAGAGUGGAGCACUUACACGUUUAUGCAGCCCCGUCAUGGAGUGCCCUCCUCUUCACAGCUCCUGGUUGAUAGCUAGCAGCUGGUUGUAAAGCGGCAGAGCGAACCAUGAUGCCGACCUUGUGUGAAAAGAUGAUUACGAGGAAUACUUUACUCCCACAACCCCGUUUUCCUGAUCUCCUUAGCCUCAUUUUACCUUGCCAAACUCUUGUUUUGCCAGGUUUAUUUUGUUUUCUUUUGUUUUGUUUUUUGGUUGUUACCAAGGUUUUUUCCGAAGUUUACAUAGCAAUAAAAUGCUUAAGACACCCCUGA
Engraulis encrasicolus (European anchovy) is the source of this 5865-nucleotide messenger RNA. RefSeq names its product tubulin tyrosine ligase-like family, member 7 (gene ttll7). NCBI's taxonomy places the organism in Eukaryota, Metazoa, Chordata, Actinopteri, Clupeiformes, Engraulidae. The coding region runs from base 711 to 3641 and encodes 976 amino acids. Gene Ontology annotation, biological process: protein polyglutamylation; microtubule cytoskeleton organization. Gene Ontology annotation, cellular component: cilium. The transcript is spliced from 21 exons. Gene Ontology annotation, molecular function: tubulin binding; tubulin-glutamic acid ligase activity. The record is from RefSeq and is a predicted model, not a curated record.